Messenger RNA from Brassica napus (rape), 3132 nucleotides. Its product is annotated as protein FLOWERING LOCUS D. The record is from RefSeq and is a predicted model, not a curated record. NCBI's taxonomy places the organism in Eukaryota, Viridiplantae, Streptophyta, Magnoliopsida, Brassicales, Brassicaceae. Gene Ontology annotation, molecular function: protein binding; oxidoreductase activity. Bases 106 to 2802 code for a protein of 898 amino acids. The transcript is spliced from 5 exons.
AAACUGGGCUUUUUGUAGAAGAAACGUCUUUCUUCCCUCCUCCUCCGUCUACCUUCCUCCUCGUCCACCACGACGCUCCUCCAACUCGACGGCGACGGUGGAACCAUGAAUCCACCGGAUAACAACCAAGACUAUGCUCCGUCUCUACCUCACUCUCAGCUCCCCACUCCUCCUCCACAAUCGAACUCAAAUCCCAACCCAGACCCAACCUCAAUCUCAAUCUCCAACCCUAGCUUCGAGCAAAUGGUCUCCUUCUCCGCUCCAAAGAAGCGAAGAAGAGGCCGAUCUCAGCGCUCAACGUCGUCGUUUCACACUCUCCCCAACCCCGGAGGAAUCCUCCCCAACAUAGACGCCGCCCCGAGAUCAACAAACCCUGGGAUAGGCGACGAGAUCAUCACGAUCAACAAGGACGCCACGACGGAGGCUCUCCUCGCCCUCACGGCCGGCUUCCCAGCCGAUUCCCUCACCGAGGAGGAGAUCGACUUCGGCGUGGUCCCCGUCGUCGGAGGAAUCGAACAAGUCAACUACAUUUUAAUCAGAAACCAUAUCAUAUCCAAAUGGAGAGAGAAUAUCUCCAGCUGGAUCGCGAAGGAAUCUUUUCUAGAUUCGAUUCCUAACCACUGCAUAAGUCUGUUAGACUCUGCUUACGACUACUUGGUUCUACACGGUUACAUCAACUUCGGUAUAUCCCAAGCGGUUAAAGACAAGGUUCCUCCUACUCAGCAGCAGCAAAGCAAGCCUAGUGUGGUUAUAGUGGGAGCUGGUUUGUCCGGUUUAGCCGCGGCGAGGCAGUUACUGAGGUUCGGGUUUAAAGUAACCGUUUUGGAAGGUAGGAAGCGGCCUGGCGGGAGGGUUUAUACUAAAAGGAUGGAAGGGAAUAGAGUGGAGGCGGCGGCGGAUUUGGGAGGGAGUGUUUUGACCGGGACGUUAGGGAAUCCGUUAGGGAUUAUAGCGAGGCAGUUAGGUUGUUCUCUCUAUAAAGUAAGAGAUAAAUGUCCUCUUUAUCGAGUUGAUGGUAAGCCGGUUGAUCCGGAUUUGGAUAUGAAGGUGGAAGGAGCUUUUAACCGGCUUUUGGAUAAGGCUAGUAAGCUUAGGCAGCUGAUGGGUGAUGUUUCGAUGGAUGUGUCACUUGGUGCGGCGCUGGAGACGUUCAGGCAGGUUUAUGGGGAUGCUACUGAGGAGAUGAGUUUGUUUAAUUGGCAUCUUGCUAACUUGGAGUAUGCGAAUGCGGGUUUGGUGUCUAAGCUCUCUCUUGCGUUCUGGGAUCAAGAUGAUCCUUACGAUAUGGGUGGGGAUCAUUGCUUUUUGCCUGGAGGGAAUGGGAGGCUGGUUCAUGCUUUGGCGGAGAAUGUACCGAUCUUGUAUGAGAAGACUGUUCAGACGAUCAGAUACGGUGCGGAUGGUGUGAAGGUAACCGCUGGACAUCAAGUGUAUGAAGGUGAUAUGGUGUUGUGUACAGUUCCCCUUGGUGUUCUUAAGAACGGAUCCAUCAAAUUUGUGCCGGAGUUGCCUCAGAGGAAGCUUGAUUGUAUAAAGAGGCUAGGUUUUGGGUUGUUGAAUAAAGUUGCGAUGCUGUUUCCGUUUGUGUUUUGGGGCACGGAUCUCGAUACCUUUGGACAUCUUACUGAGGAUCCAGCCAAUAGAGGUGAGUUCUUUCUCUUCUAUAGCUAUGCACAAGUUGCAGGUGGUCCUCUGUUGAUUGCGUUGGUUGCGGGAGAAGCUGCUCAUAAGUUUGAGACAAUGCCGCCCACUGAUGCAGUGACUCGUGUUCUUCAGAUUCUUAGGGGUAUGUAUGAGCCACAAGGAAUAAAUGUUCCUGAUCCAAUUCAAACGGUCUGCACCAGAUGGGGAGGGGAUCCAUUCAGUUUCGGAUCUUACUCCAACGUUGCAGUGGGAGCUUCAGGUGAUGACUACGACAUAUUAGCAGAAAGUGUUGGAGAUGGGAGGCUUUUCUUUGCCGGGGAAGCCACGACAAGGCGGUACCCUGCAACCAUGCACGGAGCUUUCGUCACUGGUCUGCGAGAAGCUGCUAACAUGGCUCAAUCCGCAAAGUCCCGGGGCAUAAGGAAGAGAAUCGAUAGGAACCCUUCAAAGAACCCUCACGCUUGCGCUACCCUUCUUGCAGAUUUGUUCAGGGACCCUGAUCUGGAGUUUGGGAGUUUCUCCAUUAUCUUUAGUCGGAGGAAUCCAGACCCAAAGUCUCCUGCGAUUUUGAGGGUAACGCUGAGCGAGCCUUGUAAGAGGAACGACGACCCAGUAGCGGAUCAGUACUCGAACAAGAUACUGUUUCAGCAGCUCCAGUCUCAUUUCAAUCAGCAGCAACAGAUUCAGGUGUAUACGUUGUUGACUAGACAGCAGGCUCUUGAUUUGAGAGAAGUCAGAGGUGGUGAUGAAAAGAGGCUUUACUAUCUAUGCGAGACACUUGGAGUGAAGCUUGUGGGAAGAAAAGGUCUAGGAAUCGGAGCUGAUUCUGUCAUUGCUUCUAUUAAAGCUGAGCGAACCGGUCGCAAGCCAGCAUUGUCAUCUUCAGGCACAAAAUCUGGUAUGUUAAAGGUUAAAUCGGGUGCAUUGAAGCGGAAGCUGAUCAGAAGGAUUAAAGGACCGGUGCCACUGAAUCAAAACAACAAUGGUGACUCGGAGACUGUGAAACAUGAGUCGUUAGGUAAUGGCAAAGCCUCUGUGCAAGCGACAAUAGCAGAUACUAUACGAAGCAGUAGCACGCAAGAGGAAAAUAAAUGGUUGGGCACAGGAGUUGCGUCAAGUUCUGGUGGUUCCUUACAUGGAGAGACGGUGAAAAAAUGACGGAAUGAAUGAACAACCCCCACUCAAGCAAAUGAGUUUGAUGAAGACAAGAACAAAUGUAGUUCUGGUCUCAACUCCGACCCAAGCCAGGCAACUUGAAGAGAGGCCAUCAGGUGCAGAGUUCACUAGACGAUGAUGAAUGAAUGAUCUGUGACUUACCACUUUCAAAAGCCUCAGGAGAGUUCAUCCCACUUCUUAUUUUAUUUGGAGUCUCCUCUCUCUCUCUCUUUUGAUUGUAACUUUAUGUUAGCAGACAAAUACUGACUAUUAAUCCACGUAUGUAGUGUUUGUAAUGUACACGAAGACUAAUAAAAUGACUAAGAUUAUCUC